AUGUUCACUCCAAGCGCCGCAUGGAGCAAUCUGCUCGUGUCAGCUAUCGCCCUUGCUCCUCUCGCAUCGGCGGUGCCCUGCUCAUCAUGCUCUCCCACGCCCUCCACCUCUCCUAAUUCAACCAUUCUGCCUUACCUGAAUUCUCAGCUCUGUAUCCAAGACCGCCUCGAUGACUUGCUCUCCCGCAUGACGCUUGAAGAGAAGGCCGGCCAGCUGUUCAUCAAGCAGAUCCCCGCUGGCAUCAAUGGAACAAUAGACAGCACAACUCUCGUCCUGGACCAAGGAAGGAAUCUUACCACUGCCCCUUUGAUCAACGAGAAACUGCUCUCACACUUUAACGUCAACAAUGCCCUUCCAGCAAAGCAGAUGGCAGAAUGGUACAACAGGAUCCAGCGACUUGCCUUGGAAACACGACUACAAAUCCCAGUCACCAUUGCUAGUGAUCCCCGACAUGCAUUUGCAGAUACUGUUGGCUCUUCGAUUGCAAGCGGCCAAUUCUCAAAGUUCCCCGAGAGUCUGGGAAUCGCCGCUCUGCGCUCUCCAGAACUCGCCGAGCAGUACGCCACUAUUAUCAGAGAAGAAUAUCUCGCCGUAGGCAUUCGCUCGGCGCUUCAACCUCAGAUUGAUGUGGUGACCGAGCCAAGGAUGGCCAGAUCCGGACAGACUUUUGGCGAAGACGCUAAUUUGACUGCCUCCAUGGUUGUUGCGCUCAUCAAGGGUUUCCAGGGUACUGAGUUGGGACAUACCUCUGUCACUACCGUGACGAAGCAUUUCCCUGGCGCUGGACCCGCGAGAAACGGCAAUGACUCUCACUUUGCGACUGGAAAAGACAACACUUACUUCGGAGACUUCUUGAACUACCAUCUGAUUCCUUUCAGAGCAGCUAUCGCAGCAGGUGGACGUCAGAUUAUGCCUUCUUAUGCGAGACCUAUUGGCACCAAAUAUCCAGAAGUAGCUUUUGGUUUCAACAAGCCUGUCAUUACUGGAUUGCUGAGGGAAGAGUUGGGCUUCGAAGGCAUUGUGGUCAGCGACUGGGGCUUGAUUACUGAUCAAGCAAUCAUCGGAGUUAUCGAACCUGCUCGCGCAUGGGGAGUCGAGAACACGACCGAGCUGGAAAGAGCAAAGAUGGUCCUCGAUGCCGGUGUUGAUCAAUUCGGCGGUGAGAUUCGCACCGAACUCAUCGUACAGCUCGUCAUUGAAGGUCACGUCCCCGAGUCACGUCUCGACGUCUCUGUCAGAAAACUUCUCGAGGAGAAGUUUCUGCUCGGACUUUUCGACAAUAGAUUUGUGGAUGCAGAAGCUGCGGAAAGAGUGGUAGGAAACCCAUACUUUGCACGUAUCGGCAAUGAAACACAAAGAAGAGCCUACACACUCCUCACCAACAAACAAGAUAUCCUCCCCUUACGACCUACCGAUGGCAAUAAGUUCUACGCUCAAGGCUUCAACAGCUCAUACCUAUCAGCACGUAACCUCACUGUCGUCGACAGCCCCGAGAAAGCAGACUUUUGUUUUCUCCGCACAGCCACACCUUGGGAAGCCCGCGGCUCUCCCUUCCGCCAACGCUACCAUGAAGGCCGUCUUGACUUCAACGCCACAGAACGCGCCGCCCACAGCGCUCUUUUCAACUCUUGCCCCACCAUCGUGGACAUCCUUCUCGAUCGCCCUGCUGUGAUUCCUGAGAUUGCUGAAGAGGCUGCGGCGCUAUUCGGGCACUAUGGAGCUAGUGUGGAUGCGUUUUUGGAUGUCGUGUUCAACAAGGAUGGAUGGAAGCCAGAGGGAAGACUGCCAUUUGAGAUGCCGAGGAGCAUGGAGGCCGUGGAGGAGCAGGUUGCUGAUGUGCCGUUUGAUACUGUGGAUCCUUUGUUCAGGUUCGGACACGGAUUAAACUAUACUAGACCUGCUUUGUGUAGUUGA
Molecule: messenger RNA, 1914 nt
Organism: Aureobasidium subglaciale EXF-2481
Lineage: Eukaryota; Fungi; Ascomycota; Dothideomycetes; Dothideales; Saccotheciaceae
Product: glycoside hydrolase family 3 protein
Exons: 1
Coding region: 1-1914 (637 amino acids)
Biological process (GO): glucan catabolic process
Molecular function (GO): beta-glucosidase activity
Source: RefSeq, a predicted model, not a curated record